Mytilus trossulus (common blue mussel) is the source of this 3598-nucleotide messenger RNA. Its product is annotated as ras-related protein Rab-35-like. Gene Ontology annotation, molecular function: GTP binding; GTPase activity. Bases 100 to 708 code for a protein of 202 amino acids. Gene Ontology annotation, biological process: endocytic recycling. Gene Ontology annotation, cellular component: plasma membrane; endosome membrane. The record is from RefSeq and is a predicted model, not a curated record. NCBI's taxonomy places the organism in Eukaryota, Metazoa, Mollusca, Bivalvia, Mytilida, Mytilidae. The transcript has 6 exons.
UAUGCAUACGCCUCAUUUCCGGAUACAAAAUCCCUUACUUCCGACUUUAAAAUCACUUGACACUGAGCCUUCAGUCCGUAUUUAAACAAUUACAGGGCUAUGGCUCGAGAAUAUGACCAUUUAUUCAAGCUCCUUAUCAUUGGCGACAGUGGUGUAGGAAAAAGCAGUUUAUUAUUACGGUUUUCUGAUAAUACAUUUGCUGGAACCUAUAUAACAACAAUCGGUGUAGAUUUUAAAAUAAGGACAGUAGAUGUUGCUGGGGAGAAAGUUAAAUUACAGAUCUGGGAUACGGCAGGUCAAGAGAGAUUCCGAACAAUCACAUCUACAUAUUACAGAGGCACACAUGGGGUAAUUGUUGUGUAUGAUGUGACAAGCGGUGAAUCAUUUGCUAAUGUAAAACGAUGGCUUCAUGAAAUUGAUCAGAAUUGUGAUGUAGUUAACAGAAUUUUAGUUGGAAACAAAGAUGACGACCCUGAUCGUAAGGUUGUUUUAACACAAGAUGCACAAAGAUUUGCUGAACAAAUGGGAAUACAGUUAUAUGAAACAAGUGCUAAAGAAAAUAAAAAUGUAGAAGAAAUGUUUCUUGCAAUAACAAAAUUAGUAUUACAGUCCAAAAAAGAACAAAUGAAAAAGCAGGCAGAUCAACCAUCAGAUGCCAUUAAAAUUAAUGGAAGAUCGAAAGACAAACGGACAAAAAAAUGUUGUUGAUGUUUGUAGUCUAUUGUAUUUUAUUGUUGUAAUGUAUCUGCAAUCUGUCUAAAAGGGAAAGCACCUGUUUACAAAGGGGAAUAACUCUGGAGUAAAUUGGAACUAUAUUGUUCACAAAGGGGAACAACUCUGGAGUAAAUGGGAACUAUAUUGUUUACAAAGGGGAACAACUCUGGAGUAAAUGAGAAUUAUCUUGUUUAUAAAGGGGAACAACUCUGGAGUAAAAAAACAGAUGUGAAAUCAUGCAAUGUAAAAAUUUAAAAGAAUUAUUUGCAUUGAAUACUGUAAUGUAUAAUGCUUGAGUGUUAGACUUUUCAUUUGAUCAUGUUGAUGAUAAUUUGCGAACAUUCUAUACAAUUGUACUCUGUGUCUGUUACUCAAAAUAUUACUAGAACGAUUAAUUUAUUUUUUGAAGUAAAAGAUAAUUUUUGGUAUUUAAAAAUUACAAUGAUAGUUGUGUGCACAAAGUCUAAAAAUUAAAAUCCAGAUAGGUUACAAAAAUAUAAAAGAAAAGAUAGCAAACAGCAUUGAACAUGCUGAAUGUGCCUGAGUUUAUAGAAUUAGACUUGCUUUAUGCUGGUUCAUAUAAGUAAAUGGGAAUAUUUUAAGUAUUGAUAUUUUUUACGUGUAGGUUAUUGCCCUUGACAGCAGGAAUGGAUUUCAUUCCAAUGUAUUUGUUUUUAAAUUAUUAAGUAUGAGAAUUUCAUGAUAUAUAUGUGUUUCAUCAAUAAAUUUAGAAAAAUUAAAAAAGCUAAUUUUUUGUCUUGAGAUUAUUUUAUAAUUACCACUCAGUUGAAAGUUAGAUUAGGACAAUAAGUCUUCUUAAUGCUGAUCCACAUGUUAAGUGAAGAAAUAGGAUGUUGACAUAUAUGUAAGAAAUUUGCAAUUUCACAAUCUAAUGCUUUCUGGGAAAUAUCAAUUCAAAAGCAUACACCAAAACGUUUUGAUUGGUUUAAAAUUUUCUAAACAAUAGAAAUUCAACCAAUGACAUAACCUUAUUUUCAUUUUUGUGUAUGAACAAUAAGAAUACCCAUAGUCCAUUAGAUUCUGAAAAGGCAAAUUUCACUUUACCCAGUUACUGGUUCAUUUUAUAUAGGCAUAUUGUAUAAACAAAGAUAUAAUGGUUGAAAAUAUCUGUGUAUACUUUUGUUUGUAGAGAUAAAUUUUCCUCAUUUGAUGGAAGUUUUUGGCUCAAGAAUGUGAUUUUUUUUUCCAUAGUUUUUUUUUUAUUCAGAGUGUUUAAAAUUUAUUACUAUAUGUGAAAUCCAUGUCAAGUUAGUACUUUUUAAUCCCACUUAUUAACAAAAUGACUUGAAGCCUCUUUUUUGUCCUCAGAUAUUUCUGCAAAUAUUAUUUGUCUUUAAUUUAAACUGCUGUAUAAAGUUUAAUAUUGCCUGCUUUUUGGUAUUCUCUGGUAUUCUCUCUUUUUCUUUUUGAUUUUCAAUUUAAAAUGACUCUGUUUGUUACUUCUUAAAAAAAGUAUUCAGAUAAAUUCUCUUGGAUUCUGUUGGCUUGAAGAGAAGAAUUUUACAAGCCUGAGCCGUAGGACUUGUGGUUAAAUGUGUAGUCGUAUACAUAGUACUGCUUUUAUAUAAUCUGUUUUCUUAGAAAUAAGAUUUUGACGUUUGAUUUUUUAGAAAUUAAAAUAUUUUUCAUUGCUGACACCUACAAUCUGUCCUUAUAGAAUUACUGAAAUUGAGAUUAAAAAAAAUAUAUAAAUACACAGUAAAAAAUGGUUGUAUGAUUAUUAAAAAAGAAUUAGAAUAAUUGUACUAUGGUAUUGAGGUUUAUUAAACUUGUCCACAAACUGGCGUCAGCCCUUAUACUAAUUUUUUGAACAAAUUCUUCUGUUAUGAAAUUUCCACCUUUCAUUUUAAUAUACUGACACACCAUUUUCUUUAGGAAUCACACCAUACAUUCUACAUAAAAAUUGAUUUCCUAAAUUUCAUAUGCAUCAAACAUUUUGUUCUCACAUGCCUUUUAUUCUGGCAAAUCUGCUAGGAUAUAUUAAUUCAUAGACACAUAUAUAUUUUUGUGUAGUUUAUGAGAAAGUCCCAUUUUAUGAUAUUUAGUAAUUUCAUCCAAAGAAUAUUUUAAAAAGUGCUUGUAAAUGGCAUAAUACUUUUUAUGAAAUGAAUAAUUCCUGGUGUUUACUUAUUUUGAAUACUGUAAAUUCAGAAAUUAUUUCAUCAAUGUUUUUAUUAUUGCGAAAAAUGUGUAUUUUGAAUACUGUAAAUUCAGAAAUUAUUUCGAUGUUUUUAUUAUUGGGAAAAAUGCGACAGAGAUAUAAUCGCAAUAAUUUAAACUAGCAUUUUGAUAACUUUUAUAUGAAUUAAAUUGGAUUUUUCUCACAAAAAUAUAAAUCGCAUUUUAGUCUAAAAUGACCAAAAUCGCAAAAAUAAAUAAACGCAAUAAUUUCUGAAUUUACAGUACUUAUACUGCAAAACAUCUAGUGCUAUUAUUGAUGGACUUCAUCUUUAAAUACUCAUGUAUCACUUGUUUCUCUAUAGAGCGUUUGUUUGGGUGAUAACUAAGUAUAUAAAUUAAACAUUUUUCUGAAAACAUUCCAAAAUAUCUAAUGAUUUUCAGAUUUAGAUGGGAAUAAAAGGAUAUAUUGGGAAAAUGACAACAAGACUCCAUCCAAAAUACACGAAAUCAAUUGUAAACCAUGUACAUACAAUCUGAUAUAGACAUGCAAAUUUUGCGUCUUUACAAUGUAUUAUGCUCUAAAUUUAUCCUGUCUACUAAAGAAGGUGAUAAAAGGGAGUCUCAUCCUGAAUUCCUGAGAAAAUAAAUCAUGAAAAUGUGAAUUCCUGAAUUGUGUUUAACCAAAAGGUUGGUUCCAACCAACCCUGAACUCCAUUACACUUUCCUGUAAAUUGUUUUUAAA